CGAGAGCAGCGGAAGAGUGCGAAACUCUCGAGAAAUUCCGAAAGGCGCCUGAGGCGGACUACAGCGAGGUUCGGAAAGGCGCCUUGCCGCCUCUGCUGCUGUUUAAAUACCAGUAAGCUGGUCUCCUCUCCUCUCCCGUCCCUGUACCCUUGCUCCCCUGCAUGCCUGAGGGAUCUUUCCUUCCCUGCAUGGACCAUGUCAGAAAUGGCAGAACCCGUUAUUUGUGAGAAGUUUGAGGCCAAUGUAUUUGCCAAGAGCCGCUGCCAGAACUGUUUCCGAACAGUCGCUGCUCACCAGUGUGGUAACCAGGAUCCGGAGGAACAAGUCGUGAAAGCUCCUGACCUUGCUGCAGAUACCAAGGAAUACAUUCCCUGUGACCCAUGGGACCCGUUGUGCAUUUUGGUGCCCCAGUGUGAGCUCUAUGUCUGUGUGGGCUCAGAGGACACAACUGAGAGCUGGCAGGAAAGUUUGGAGUACACCCAGCUUAGCUGCAGAGCAGAAGAAGAAUCUGAAGAAGUCAGUCCAUGUCCUGAUGCCAGCACUGUCCCUGGCAUUGAUAUAAACACCAAUGACAUACUCAGCAGGGACUGGGAAAUGACCAGGCUCCUUGACAGCAUUUUGGGAUCUGACAAAGAAGACGUGAUGUAUCAUGCAGGCCAGAAGCAAGAGAAACGACCUGAAAGCCAACACUCUGAUAGACCUAAGUGGGCUCAAGCAACAUCAUCUGGGAGAACAGAAUCUCGGAGUUCUCUGAAAACAGAAUGCAGAGCUAUGAGCCAGGACCACAGGGACAGUAAGAGGAAGCCUCAAGCAGAGAGCAGCUACUUCUCUCUGGAGCAUCAGAAAUCUGAUCCAAAUUGGGCUUCAUCCCCACCCUGUGCAGGCCGUAGCACUUUACCUGUCCGAUACGAUGCCAAAGCAGCAGGUGGGUGGCCAGCUUCCUCUGUUAGCUCGGCAGACUCAGAUAUGAGCUGGCAGACAAGUGGCAGCAGCGAGGGUCGACAUGGACUGAUGAGGCAGGAAUACACUGUGUUGGCUGACUUGCCCAAACCAAAGCGGCUCAGCCAUCGGCAGGCAUUUGAAAAAGACCGCAGCAGCUCCCGCACCCGUAGUCCUGGCCGAGCAGAGGUGGAACGGAUUUUUGGACUUGAGCGCAGGAAGUCGGAGACUCUGGAGGCAUUCCAAGCCCUGGAGGAAGGGCUCCUAGAGCGGUUGGACAGUAAGAGCUUGAAACUGGCCAAGGAAGGGCGACUUGUGAGGAGGCAGUCAAGCCCUACUCUACGCAGAGAAGUGAACAAGAAACUUGCAUGGGAGCCUGGCCAGCCCAGCAGAAGUGGAGGGGAAUCCCUGCGCUUGGGGAGACCAGGUCAGAGAUCAGAGAGAACCAGUCGGAGCCAAGGCGAGUUUCUGCGCUCAGGAAGUCCCACUCAGCAGCCGCAGAGAGAGAGCCGGAGCAGAGGAACAGGAGGCCUGCAUUCAACAGCUCCGCUCUCUCAGCGGUUAGAGGAGAGGAAGAGACGAGAGGAGCCUGUCCACAAUCCAAGAGCCACCAGGGAAAGAGCUCCUCUUUGUUCCGGGAGGCAAACAGAUAGUAGAAAAAGCCACCCAGAGAGUGGACAUCUCAAGAUCUCUGGGAAGGGCACAGAGACCAAAUGGAAGAGCUGCCUGGAUGCUUUGCACUUGGCCAAACCAGCAAAGAAUGUAGACAAGAAUCAGGUGAGACACGGGAGACCAGUUGAGAGCUACAAAGAGAGUGACCGCAAGGCCAGAGGCAAACCUUUGCUUCCUGUUGAUACAGCUGAGCGACAGAGAGAGGACUCCAGAGACCGCCAAGAAGCCACACGGGCUUUCAGCCCGGGAAGGGGAACAGUAGCUGAACAGAAAACUGGGCGGGCAUCAAGUCCUCCAAGACAUAGAGAAGUUAGCUGGGGAGCCCAAGGAGAGGCUAGGAACACUGUUAACCUUGGGAGAGACGGGGGCAUCACUUUGAAAAGCCACGGAGAUGCUGGAGGAGUAUUUAGUCCUGGCCGAUCUAGUGAUGGAAGCCAACUAGAGACCAGGCGCUCCCUCAGCCCAGGGAGAAGUAGGGAAAGCAGUUGGAAGAACUCAGGGGAGACUGCUAGACGUUCUCCCAGUCCUGGGAGGCUGAUGGAAGGUAUUUGUGCAUGUGCGAGUCAAGCAAGGUGCUGUGCUGUUUCACAGCAGUACACAGAGAACAGUUGGAAGACCCGUAAGGAGGUGGAUGCUGCAAGGAAUCAAAAUGACUGGCCAAGCCAGAGAGAGACAUUCAGCUCUUUCACUCCAAGCAGGAGGGAGAAUAGUGAACGGAGGUGUUGCAGCAGAUCCUUAUGCUCAACAAGUCUGCCAGUUUCUGAGCAGGAGAGGACUGACCAGGAACAACUCCCUUGUUCCAUGAGACCAGAAAACAGCUCCAGAAGCCAAGGAGGAUCCUUGUGCCAUGUGCAUCCAAUGCAGCUCUUAGAAAGGGAGUGGACAAGUCAAGAAGAACACAUGCAUUCUUCAAACUCAGGCCAGCUGGCAUUGGAGAGUAACUGGAGAACCCGCAGGAAUUCAACAGGAUGGGCAGAGGAGGAUGACCAGAAGGAUCAAGGAAGGUGUCCAAGUCCCAUGAGACCAGAAUUUCAAAUGGGCAACAGCUGGAACAAUGAGGAGAAGCUAUUCCACCAGCACCAGUUAGAUGGAGGACAAUCAGCGAAAAGUACCUGCUCCUCAAGAAGCCAAGACCUUUAUCUGGACACAAGCAAGAAACACAAGCCAGAUCUUCUGAAUUUCAAGAAAGGAUGGAUGUCCAUAUUGGAUGAGCCAGGAGAGUGGACGAAGCACUGGUUUGUGCUGACAGACUCAAGCUUGAGAUAUUACAGGGACUCCAAUGCUGAAGAGGCAGAUGACCUGGACGGGGAGAUUGACCUACACUCUUGCACCGACGUGACGGAAUAUGCAGUGCAGCGGAACUAUGGCUUCCAGAUACAUACUAAAGAUGGUGUCUUCACGUUAUCUGCAAUGACAUCGGGAAUUCGACGGAACUGGAUUGAAGCUCUGAGGAAAAGUAUACGCCCUGCCAGCGUGCCAGAUGUCACAAAGUUGUCUGACUGCAAUAAGGAGAACUUCCGCAGCUACGGGUCCCCCAAGAGCUCGAUCCGCUCUGAGGAGCAGCGGCCCAGUGCAGGACCUGAAGUCAUUAGCAGGGGCAGCAGCAGGAAAGGGGAAGGGCAGCACCAUGCCUUUGACUAUGUAGAGCUGUCCCCUUUGCAGCAUGGUUCCCCCUUAAACCAGGGGUCCCCACAACGGACAAGAGGGAGUGCAAGAGCAACAGAUGCAGCAGCCAAAUGCGAGGAGCUGGAACGGGACCUUGCCCACCGCUCAGAGGAAAGGCGGAAAUGGUUUGAGUCUCCAGCAAGUGGGGUCUUGCAGACAGAUGGCCCAGGGCGGGAUCUCUGCCAAAAGGCAGGAGGGCAGGAAUCUCCAGGGCCACCUCUCUCAGAGGCUCAGAAGAAUCGGCUGAGUGAAGAGAUCGAGAAGAAGUGGCAAGAGCUGGAGCGUCUCCCCCUGAAAGACUCCAAGCGGGUGCCACUGAUGGCUCUGUUGAACCAAGGCAAAGGAAGCCAAGGGGAUAAAAAUGAAGCUCUGGAGAAAGAGGUCCAGGUUUUGAGGUCACAACUGGAGUCCUUGCGUGCCCAGAGUGAGGCCAAAGCUCAGAGAGAUGGGAAGGUGCCUCGAGGCUACAUCUCUCAGCCUUUUCCCAAAACCAGGACACAAGGUGGCUUACAAAUUAAAGAGGCCUGUGAACACAGUUUAGCAGAGAUGGAAACUUCCCACCAGCAAGUCAUGGCAGAGAUGCGACGGCAUCACCAGAGAGAAAUGGAACGGUUGCAGUUGGAGAAAGAACGGCUUCUGUCUGAAGAGGCAGCUGCCACAGCUGCAGCAAUUGAAGCACUGAAGAAGGCACACAGAGACGAACUGAACAAAGAGCUGGGCAGAACACGCAGUUUCCAGAAGGGAGGUUCAGAUGCUGAUAUACUCCAGCAGCAGCAUCAGUCUGAUGUAGAUUCCCUGAAGCGGGAACUGCAGGUCCUUUCAGAGCAGUAUUCCCAGAAGUGCCUGGAGAUUGGGGACCUAGUACACAAGGCAGAAGAGCAGGAACAAAUGCUUCAGCACUGCCAACAAGAGGGGAAAGAGCUGCUGCGGCAAAACCAGGAGUUACAGAGGCGACUAUCAGAGGAGAUUGGCCAGUUGCGCACUUUCAUCGCAGCACAGGCCUCAAGCACUUCACACAACAAUGAAAGGAGCUCUUGUGAAUUAGAGGUGUUGCUCCGAGUGAAGGAGAACGAGCUACAGUACCUGAAAGAAGAAGUACAAUGUCUUAGAGAUGAAAUCCAAAUGAUGCAAAAGGAUAAGAGGUUUGCAUCAGGAAAAUACCAGGAUGUUUAUGCAGAACUGAACCACAUCAAGCGGCGGUCAGAGCGAGAGAUUGAGCAGCUGAAGGAGCACCUGCGCCUGGCCAUGGCAGCCCUCCAAGAGAAAGAGAUGAUGCACAACAGUAUUGGUUAGUUUGCUUUUUGUUCCUGGCUUUGGAGGGCAAAAGCUGUAUCUCAGUGACCAACAUCCCCCUCCAAGAAACAAGACCAAGACACUGUCAGACCAUCCUUCGUGCACCUGUAUAACUUAGCAUGUUUGGGGCUGGAUCCUACUAUUUGCACCUUUUUUGGGAUUUUAUACAUUAAAAUAUAUUUUAUAUGGUUGGGGGGGAGUUAUGUUAUGUAAUGCUACACUAUGUUUUUAAUAAGCAGUUGACCAGAGCAAUAAAUCAGAUCCUUCGUCCCAGCCUCCCUUUAGUCAUAAUUGCUCCCUCUUCCAAAUCCUUGAGUUAUCUCUAUAAAACAGAAAUGAUAGGUAAAACUACCUGUUUAAACAAAGCAAAAUUGUACACACACAACUUUAUGGUGAGUCUUCUUGGAUGGAAGGUGUUACUUCACAGUAAUCAAUGUUUUGAAUUGCACUGUGCUGGGAGAAUGUAUUGUGACUGUUUUGUAUUGUGACUGUUUUGUUAGGGGGAACCAGUUUUGUCCAGAGACUGUGUAGGGUUUCUGUUUUGUUUGUUUUUUUGGUUUAAUUCAGAAUCUGGGACUAGCUAUUUGUUUUCAUGUACUUGAAACAAAGGCAGAUUUUUCUGUGUUGAUGAAAAGCUCUACACAUCUUACUACAAGGUCAGCAUCCGCUGCGUCCUAGAAGCUCAUCUUCCACCUCUGCAUCCCUAGGAUGGGAAGAGACUUCUCUGCUAAUGUUGCCAGAGCCAAACAAUGAAGGCGGCUGAUUUUUCUUUCUUUCUGCACAGUUACAAACUAACUUAAUAAAAAUCCUCAAGAUACCAAAAA
Molecule: messenger RNA, 5393 nt
Organism: Sceloporus undulatus (fence lizard)
Lineage: Eukaryota; Metazoa; Chordata; Lepidosauria; Squamata; Phrynosomatidae
Gene: TRIOBP
Product: TRIO and F-actin binding protein
Exons: 23
Coding region: 196-4569 (1457 amino acids)
Biological process (GO): positive regulation of substrate adhesion-dependent cell spreading; actin filament organization
Cellular component (GO): actin cytoskeleton
Molecular function (GO): actin filament binding
Source: RefSeq, a predicted model, not a curated record